This is a messenger RNA of Trematosphaeria pertusa, 606 nucleotides long. RefSeq lists its product as uncharacterized. The record is from RefSeq and is a predicted model, not a curated record. The coding region runs from base 1 to 606 and encodes 201 amino acids. The transcript has a single exon. Lineage: Eukaryota; Fungi; Ascomycota; Dothideomycetes; Pleosporales; Trematosphaeriaceae.
AUGAACACCAUACUAGAGCCUUACGACCUUGUCGCAACACGUUACCACAUCCACAUCGCUUUCCAACCCUCAGAUAGCGGCAGACCAUCGUACCCAUCAGCCGUCCACGCCGAGAAUACACCCGGCGGCCCAGCGCCACCGCGCAAGACCCUAAAGAUGCGCUGGCAGGCAUGCAAGGAGAAGCACUGGCGCGAAAAGACGCACGAACCGGGCCAUCAUUAUUGGCAGCUAAUUGUAAUGGAGUGGUCCAGCGAUAACGACGAGCAAGUCAAGGCACAAGCCAAGGAGAUCCGGAGCGCCGCAGAGGCACGAGGCGAGAGGGUCCCUGGAAAGAAGGAAGCGCUUGCGAUGGCGCGGUUGGUGCGUUGGGUGCAUGGCAGGACGAGUGUCUCAUCGGACUAUGCUUCGAAUCCAUUGGCUUUCCUUAAGAAUUCUGUAAGCGAGGAUACCAAAGAGGUCCAUGUAUGGUCUGAGAACACUGGAAAUCGUCGGUUCGAAGCGUCCGUCUUCCGCGAACUGGGCCAGGAUAGCCCUAUUGCCACGGCAGUUGGGAGCAAUCACUUCGAAGCAAUUCAGAAGCUGUGGGGAUAUCUUAGACCAGGGUAA